GAGUCAGGGCGCCCGGGCUUCCCCGCCUGAUGUCACCGCCGUGCAGUCAGCCCAGAGGCGGCUCAUUGAAAGCAGACCCUCCUCGCGAUCGCUGGGCGGAGAAGGCACCGCGGUCCGCAGACCCGCCGCGGGCCGGGCACAGCCGGGCACCCCCGGCCCGGCGCCCGCUCCUCCCCACGCUCCCGCGCCAGCCCGGCCAGGCGCGCCUGACGUGGACCAUUAAACUUGGAGCUGCCGCCUCGUCCCCUCUCUCCUCCUCCUCCUCCCUCUGACAGGCGAGCGAGCGGCUGGGUGCAGGCAGGCGACGUGCUGCCGGGCUGGGCUGCCCGGGGGAGAUGACUUCUUGCCAGGAAGACGCCUCUGGAAAGAAGACCACAGAGGGAGCAAAGUUUCAGGGCAGCUGAGGAGCCUUGGUCGCAGCCCUUCCGAGCCCAAUCUCCUCCCUGGCUAUGGAGGGCGGACUCUAAAAUGAAUCCCGAUCUGGACACCGGCCACAACACAUCAGCACCUGCCCACUGGGGAGAGUUGAAAGAUGCCAACUUCACUGGCCCCAACCAGACCUCGAGCAACUCCACACUGCCCCAGCUGGACGUCACCAGGGCCAUCUCUGUGGGCCUGGUGCUGGGCGCCUUCAUCCUCUUUGCCAUCGUGGGCAACAUCCUGGUCAUCCUGUCAGUGGCCUGCAAUCGGCACCUGCGGACGCCCACCAACUACUUCAUUGUCAACCUGGCCAUUGCUGACCUGCUCUUGAGUUUCACAGUUCUGCCCUUCUCCGCUACCCUGGAAGUGCUUGGCUACUGGGUGCUGGGACGCAUCUUCUGUGACAUCUGGGCAGCGGUGGAUGUCCUGUGCUGCACGGCCUCCAUCCUGAGCCUAUGUGCCAUCUCCAUUGAUCGCUACAUUGGGGUGCGCUACUCUCUGCAGUACCCCACGCUGGUCACCCGCAGGAAGGCCAUCUUGGCACUCCUCAGUGUGUGGGUCUUGUCCACGGUCAUCUCCAUCGGGCCUCUCCUCGGCUGGAAAGAACCUGCGCCCAAUGAUGACAAGGAAUGCGGGGUCACCGAAGAACCCUUCUACGCCCUCUUUUCCUCUCUGGGCUCCUUCUACAUCCCACUAGCGGUCAUUCUGGUCAUGUACUGCCGGGUCUACAUUGUGGCCAAGAGGACCACCAAGAAUCUGGAGGCGGGAGUCAUGAAGGAGAUGUCCAACUCCAAGGAGCUGACCCUGAGGAUCCAUUCCAAGAACUUUCAUGAGGACACCCUCAGCAGUACCAAGGCCAAGGGCCAUAACCCCAGGAGUUCCAUCGCUGUCAAACUUUUUAAGUUCUCCAGGGAAAAGAAAGCAGCCAAAACCUUGGGCAUUGUAGUCGGAAUGUUCAUCUUGUGUUGGCUCCCUUUCUUCAUCGCUCUUCCACUUGGCUCCCUGUUCUCCACCCUAAAGCCCCCGGACGCCGUGUUCAAGGUGGUGUUCUGGCUGGGCUACUUCAACAGCUGCCUCAACCCCAUCAUCUACCCGUGCUCCAGCAAGGAGUUCAAGCGCGCCUUCAUGCGUAUCCUUGGGUGCCAGUGCCGCGGUGGCCGCCGCCGCCGCCGCCGUCGCCGUCUGGGCGGCUGCGCUUACACCUAUCGGCCGUGGACGCGCGGCGGCUCGCUGGACCGAUCGCAGUCGCGGAAGGACUCUCUAGACGACAGCGGCAGCUGCAUGAGUGGCAGCCAGAGGACCCUGCCCUCGGCGUCGCCCAGCCCAGGCUACCUGGGUCGCGGAGCGCAGCCACCGGUGGAGCUGUGCGCCUUCCCCGAGUGGAAACCGGGGGCGCUGCUCAGCCUGCCGGAGCCUCCGGGCCGCCGCGGCCGCCUCGACUCCGGGCCCCUCUUUACCUUCAAGCUCCUGGGUGAGCCGGAGAGCCCGGGCACCGAGGGCGACGCCAGCAACGGGAGCUGCGACGCCACAACCGACCUGGCCAAUGGGCAGCCCGGCUUCAAGAGCAACAUGCCGCUAGCACCCGGGCACUUUUAGGGUCCCUUUCCUUCCCCCACCCCCCAUACACACCCCAGGGGGGAGGACACCAUCGUGGGGGGCGGGAGGGCGCGGGGGUGGGAGAAGUGUCAGCCCCGGGUAGACACAGGGUCGCAAGGGGACAAAGGGGGAGGGGGGCGGGGAGAGGGGCAGCUGCUUUUCUGGCAGGGGCAUGGGUGCCAGGUACAGCGGAGAGCUGGGCUGAGCAUGCUGAGAGCCUGGGGGCCCCCUGACGCCGGCCGGGACUUAAGUCUCUCUCUCUUCUCUCUCUGUAUAUAUAUAUAAAAAGAGUCCCUCUGUAUGUAUUUAUCUGUGGGUACACGUGCGUGUGUCUGUGCGGUGUACCUGUGGGCUGCAUGGGUGCGUGUGGGGGGCCUGCCCACCUGUGCGUGCUGGGGCGGAGCAAGUGUGCGCCCUGGCGAUAUCAGGUUUGUUGUUCGUCUCUUGACUUUGUACUUCUCAAGCCCCUCCUUGUUCUCUGGUCAAUGCUGGCACUUUGAUGGGGUUGGAAACCAAGUCAGAUAUUAAAAAUCAUUCCUCCUGUG
This is a messenger RNA of Onychomys torridus (southern grasshopper mouse), 2561 nucleotides long. It is a transcript of the gene Adra1b, whose product is annotated as adrenoceptor alpha 1B. The transcript is spliced from 2 exons. NCBI's taxonomy places the organism in Eukaryota, Metazoa, Chordata, Mammalia, Rodentia, Cricetidae. The coding region runs from base 469 to 2016 and encodes 515 amino acids. The record is from RefSeq and is a predicted model, not a curated record. Gene Ontology annotation, biological process: regulation of cardiac muscle contraction; regulation of vasoconstriction; positive regulation of cytosolic calcium ion concentration. Gene Ontology annotation, molecular function: alpha1-adrenergic receptor activity. Gene Ontology annotation, cellular component: membrane.